GCACCAGUUUCCGUUCGUCUUCUAGGGCUUUCUCCGUUCCCUCGAUCGUUUUGUUGUUUCGCCGGAGGCGGAGGCUUUGGAAAUCUAGGGUUUCUCUUCGCCGGUGAUCGAAAGCCAUGGCGGGAAAGGAAGUGCGGGAGUACACCAACCUCAGGGACCCCAAAGAUCGGAAAUGGGGGAAAGGGAAAGACAAGAUCGACGACGAGGACGUCACCUUCCAACGGAUGGUGGCUAAGGCAUGCGUGUUGGAAACAUUUUCUAUGUUAGUGUUCUGAUAACGUGCCCCGGCAGGGAUAUUGGCUUCUCCUGUUGGGCGGUUGAUGCUAGCAGAUGCAGGAAGUUGCCGGUGAACGUGGAGGCUACCUUCAUGGGCGAGGCGGUACUUGAUUUUCUUUUUCGCAGCAAUGUUAUAUACUUUCAUGAUAUGGUUAACUUUGUGGUGGUUCGCUCUCAGCUUUGGACAGCGAUGACUUGCUAUAUCUUAAAGAACAAAUGGAAGCCGAGGAAGAUGCCGAGCGUCUUCUACGGCGCACUGAAAAACGGGCAUUUGCUGCAUUUAAGAGCUGCAAGUUUGGCGGACUCCUCACCUGCACCUUUGCCCCUGCCACUUCGGGUUGAACCGAAGCCAAAGAGUGGCAUAAGGCAGCAAGAUCUCUUGAAAAACAUCAUUGGAAUCAAACCUAAGCGGCAGAAGGUUUCGAGCCCUGGUUCUUUGCAACCUGAGCAUUCCACCCAAUCUUUCCCUGGAAGAGUUGCGUCACCUGCAGACAGUGAAGGAAAGCUUGGGAAGAAUCUAUCUCCCACGAGGCCAUGCGAAACACAGAAAAGUUCAUGCUUGGUGGCUGCCGUUGGGGUGCACAAGAAACAGGAAGAGCAGGAGGGUAAAGAUCCUUCCAUGAAAUCAAAGGGUGCAGAGGAUGCAGUUAAAAGUUUGCUAGGUUUAGCUUAUGAAAGUUCCGAUGACGAAUGACAAGAGAAAAAAUAUGCAUGCAAUUUUGUUGCAUCUCAUAAAAUUUUAGGCUGUUUGUUUUUCAGUUUUAAACCUUGUUGACCUAUUUAUGUAAUGUGAGGAAUGUUGGUGGUAAA
Musa acuminata AAA Group (dessert banana) is the source of this 1086-nucleotide messenger RNA. RefSeq lists its product as uncharacterized. Bases 239 to 970 code for a protein of 243 amino acids. NCBI's taxonomy places the organism in Eukaryota, Viridiplantae, Streptophyta, Magnoliopsida, Zingiberales, Musaceae. The transcript is spliced from 5 exons. The record is from RefSeq and is a predicted model, not a curated record.